Molecule: messenger RNA, 1467 nt
Organism: Rhincodon typus (whale shark)
Lineage: Eukaryota; Metazoa; Chordata; Chondrichthyes; Orectolobiformes; Rhincodontidae
Product: protein dopey-2-like
Exons: 10
Coding region: 1-1467 (488 amino acids)
Biological process (GO): Golgi to endosome transport
Cellular component (GO): endosome; trans-Golgi network
Source: RefSeq, a predicted model, not a curated record
AUGCAGGUGCCAGUGUGUGCUCCUCUCCAGAAACCCCUGAGGGAACUGGGCUUGGAUCUCCAUGGCAGCCACCAGCCUGUCCAUGGAGGCAGUCUGACUGUUGCAGGAUUCGCUGCGUUGCUGCAGCUUCUGGGCAAUGAAGGCAAUUGUGUCCCAGAUGGCUAUUUGCUGCUACUGUUCCUCUGUGUGCAUGUAGAUGAAGCCCCUGACUGGGGUCCCCACAAGGUCCUCUCCUGCCUGGGACUGAGCUGGUGCCUGGUCUCUGAUGCUCCUCCUCAUGCCCGUGAUCUGGGCCCUUCCUUCCUGGCACUUCAGAGCAAUUUGAAGUAUUCCCUUCUGCCAAAAAGGUUGAUCAUCAGCAAAAGGCUUGCUCAGUGCUUACAUCCAGCACUUCCCAUUGGUGUCCACCUGAAAGCGCUAGAAACCUAUGAGGUUAUAUUUAAAAUAAUCGGAACCAAAUGGCUGGCAAAGGACUUAUUCUUUUACAGCUCGGGCCUUUUUCCCUUGCUGGGCAAUGCAGCUAUGUCUGUGAAGCCUGUACUACUUGGGCUAUAUGAGAAAUACUACCUCCCAUUACACAAGUCCCUGAAUCCAAGCCUGCAAGCUUUCAUCACAGGGCUGCUACCAGGGCUGGAGGAGGGAUCAGAGAUUUAUGAGAGAACGGAUGUCUUGCUUCAGAAGUUAAUACUGGUGGUCGGCCAGGAGGUUUUCUAUGGAGCUCUGUGGGGCAGUGUCAUAGUCAGCCCUUCUAUACGCCUCCCAGCCUCGCUGUUUGUUGUCAACCAUAUAAAUAGAUCUGUGUUCAGGAGAGAGCAGAAGUACAUGUUUGGCACAGACCCUCGCCUUGCGGUAAAAGCAUUGUGUGCCUCAGUGCAAGAUUCUAAUGUUCUUGUACAGCGCAACACUUUAGAAAUUCUGUUCUACUUUUUCCCUCUCUGCUCAUACCUGGAUCCCAAUAAUUGUGUCGUCCCAAUGACGAGGGGAGACAUGGUACUUGUUCUCUCUGCGGCUCUGCACACUGUACUGAGAAGAGACAUGUCCCUGAACAGACGUCUGUAUGCGUGGCUCUUGGGGACUGAUAUCAAAGGAGGCCAUAUGACUGCAGAUGCAGACUUCUCUUCUGAAGGUUGUGCCAAGACUUAUUUUGAGAAACAUUCCAAGGACUUGUUGGUUCGAGCACUGAUAAGAACUUUGCAGCAAGUGAAUCCUGAGCCAGAUCAGGAACAUGGACCUCAAGCACAUCAGAAGCCCUUUCGCAUUUUGAUAAGUCUGCUUGAUAAACCUGAAUUAGGUUUUGGCAAUGUUUUUUGCCGCAGUAAAGACAUUCAAUUCACAUUUCCAUGGUUACAUUUCGGCACAUCUUCCAAUGACAAAAAUGGCAACUAUAGACCAAAGACAGUUAACCAAAUGGGCCAGUUACAUGUUGAGAACUAUGAACUAGAAUUGGGUCAACCAGCUCAAAUGUAA